Molecule: messenger RNA, 4231 nt
Organism: Octopus sinensis (East Asian common octopus)
Lineage: Eukaryota; Metazoa; Mollusca; Cephalopoda; Octopoda; Octopodidae
Product: MAGUK p55 subfamily member 5-like
Exons: 15
Coding region: 760-3267 (835 amino acids)
Biological process (GO): morphogenesis of an epithelial sheet; generation of neurons; protein localization to plasma membrane
Cellular component (GO): plasma membrane; adherens junction
Molecular function (GO): protein binding
Source: RefSeq, a predicted model, not a curated record
AUACUUUUCAGAUUACACCAUACCAUCCUGAUAAUAAUAAAAAAAACAUAAUGGACACCAUUAUGUAUAAGUGUUUUGUUGUAUUGACUAAAAAUAAAAUGGCAUAGUCAUGAUUGGAACGCUUUGCUCAUAGAUCUAUUUAAUCAGGGUAGACCUAGGGCUAAAUAUCACCACCACCACUGCAACAAACACUUCCUCACCUGCCUCUCCGUCACUGCCUUCCGCCAUGUUGAAAUUAUCGACUUACCUGGACGCCCAUCUGUGAAACUCUCCACUCGGGUUUCUCUUACUUUAUCGAGAGAGUUUGCUUUAGAAGAAGUUAAAUUUUACUUAGUCCUGAAUAUAUUAUACUUAAAAUGGAGCUUUCCGUUGAAGAACACGAACUUUUUAAAUUAUUAAUUUUAUUUUUAUGAUUAUCAUUAUUAUUGUUAUUAUUACUAAAUAUUUUCCUCCGACGUCGCACCUGUUUACUGGCUGAAAAACCAAGCAUUAGACUUGCCUUGUCUUAACUGGCUCAGUGAAUCGUGAGUCACCUUCUCGACAAGUAAAACAAGACAACAGCUAACAAAACAAAACUAAGUGAACUACAUUCUGCCUUGUAUCCACUUUGGUUAUAUAUACUUACACGUUAAAACACUUCUGCCUGGCACCAUUGUUCCUGAAAUUAAUUUUGUAGAGGAUGCUUAUAAUAUUUCUGUCCAAAGGGAUUUGGCAGAGCUGGCAGACACCUAUGCUAACAGCAACUACCAUUCCAAUGAUAUGACCAAACUUUCAUCAGACGAGGAAAAAACUAAAAAAGAGAACGUUGUUGAUACACCUGGAAAUUUACCUGACGAAAGGAAGAGAGUUUUACCUCUCGAAGAAAACAGUAGACUUUCAGGUAAACCUUAUAUUGAAGGGGCCAAAUCUCAAUCAUUGGGGAUGACCCUUACAGAAGACCAAGAAAUGAAUGGGUAUUCAGACUCAAAGAGAAAGCAAGUUGGAAUUCCCAGUAAUAGGGGUAGCAGUGAAAUACCCUUAAUAGAGAACGUCAAUAAACAGACACGACUUGUUUAUACACCGAAAACUGGCAGCCUAAAUUCUUUAAAUAAUUCUCAGUAUGUGAAUGUUGAUUCCUUUCAGAAUCCCUAUGAAAUGGAAGACCGAGGACCCCACCGAGAAAUGGCAGUUGAUUGCCCUGAAAACUUUAUUGGCACUGUCAAGUCCACUCCCCGGUAUCCACCACCAUCUUCGACCCCUACAAAACCUAAAAUAUCCUCUCCCCAACAAUCUGCUAGUAACUCAAGGGAGAAUUUGUCAAAUGAAGCUAUCUAUAAGAAUACCAAUACUUUGCCACAGCGACUUCCAACUCAAGAAGAACUCCAACGUGCUCAGAUGCACCAAGAAUACCUCAACAAGAGAAAGGAAGAGGAAGCUCGCCUCGAACGAGAAAAUGAGUUCUUGCGGAAAUCUCUUCGGGAAUCUCAAAGGUUGCGAGCAUUAGAAAGCAAACAGGUGUCGAAGCCCCCCACCGGAUAUGUUAAUACAGGCUUCACUGAAGACGCCACCGACAGCAAACUACCCGUCACAUCUAACCAAAGCAGUAAACAAGAGUACAUGACCAAAAACAUCAAUGUUGUUGAUUUGAUUGGAUUUUUGCAACAAUCAGAAAAUUAUUUUGAAAAUCAGCCGGAUAUGAAGAAAGAUCUCUAUCAGCUCUCAGUUUUAUUCCACAACCCACGAUUCCAGACAGCUGUGAAGAUACACAAUAAAGUCAUUGCUUCUUCCAGUUGCAAAUCUGUCUCAAAUGCAUCGUAUCAACACCUUCUGAGGAUCUUGGAUUUGAGGGAUCAUUGUACAGACACUACCUGUAUAGAACUCUUCAACAUCAUAAACGAACCAAAUUUUCAGAGUUUACUCAAAGUCCACGAUCAACUCUCAGGAAACCCAAGAUUUUCCGAAGACAAGGAAACUAAAGAUUAUUCUUUUAAACAGUAUGGAGAAGGUGCUGUCCGAAUUAUUCACUUAGAAAAGACUUCAGAACCACUGGGUGCUACUGUCAAAAAUGAAGGCGAAUCUGUGAUAAUUGCACGCAUAGUCAAAGGAGGUGCGGCAGAUAAGAGUGGCCUUUUGCAUGAAGGGGAUGAGAUUUUGGAAAUUAACCAACAUACGAUGAAGGGACAGAAUGUGGAUGAUGUGUCCGAAUUAAUGGCUAACCUGACUGGUACAAUAACAUUUAUGGUGGUUCCGGGCAAUAACCCAUACCAUAUCUUGUCCACAAAUAACAAUGCGAUGUGUAUUCGAGCUUUAUUUAACUAUGAACCUGAAGAAGAUGAUUACAUUCCCUGUAGAGAACUUGGCAUUUCAUUCUUGAAAGGAGAUAUUCUUCAUGUGAUUGACCAAGAAGAUAUGCAUUGGUGGCAAGCUUAUAAAGAUAAGGAUCAGCAAGAGAAUGCUAUGGCUGGAUUGAUACCUUCAAAGCUCUUUCAAGAAAUGAGAGAAAGUCUCAAACAAGCUUUACUCCAUGAUGCUAAAGAAAACAAGAAGGGCCGAAGCUGCAUUUGUUCGAAAAAGAAUGCAAAAAAGAAAAAGAAAGGUCUGUACAACUUGACCGCUCGAGAAGGAUCGAUAAAUAAUGACGAAAUCCUUACUUAUGAAGAGGUGGCACAAUAUUUGCCACAACCACACCGAAAACGCCCCAUCGUCCUCAUCGGUCCACCACGUGUCGGCCGUGUUGAUUUGCGUGAAAGGUUGAUGGCAACGGAUUACAAUCGCUUUGCAGCUGCAGUUCCCCAUACAAGUCGUUCAAAAAAAACUGGAGAACAUGAUGGGAAAGAUUAUCAUUUUGUCACACGGAAUGAAUUUAAUUAUGACAUAAGCCAAAACAAGUUCCUUGAAUAUGGUGAAUAUGAGAAGAACUAUUAUGGAACAAGUUUGGAGGCUGUACGACAAGUCAUAAAUUGUGGUCAAAUAUGUAUUUUGAACUUACAUCCUGAGGCCCUGAAAAUCAUAAAAGAAUCUAAUUUGAAACCUUAUGUGGUGUUUAUUCGUCCUCCAAACUUGGAGACUCUGCGACUUAACCUUCAACAACAACAACAAGAGCUCACUGAGAAUCAACUGAAAGAGAUCAUUGAGAGGGCACGAGAAAUGGAAGAGGUGUAUGGCCAUUAUUUUGACCACAUAAUCGUGAACAGUAAUCAGUCGAGGACAUACGAUGAACUUUUGAUGGAGAUAAACCGUCUUGAAGUAGAGCCACAGUGGGUUCCUAUAUCUUGGCUUGAUGGAUAAUCCUUGACUCUAAAUCCAGUGUGUGAGUACAUCGUUUGUGUGGGUAGAUGUGAGGGUAUGCAUGGUUAAGUAUGUUGGAGGAUGUGUGUGUGUGUGUGACUGUCUUGUAUACACUUGAUGUAUAAAACACAUGUAUGCAUGUAUGUGUAUAUGUGCAUAUCUGUACAAGUUCAUCUAUGUAUGUGUACAUGUGUAUAUAUAUAUAUAUAUAUAUAUAUAUAUAUAUAUAUUUGUAUAGUAUACAUGUAUAUAUUAUAUAUAGACACACACAUGUGCGUAAUAAAUACAUAGAUUAUAUAUUCAUGGUGAUGUAAGCGUUACACAUAUUUGAGUAUAAGCUGCAUUUGUUUUUCUUUUUACUUUUUUAAACAAAUAUUCAGUCAAAAUUUUUUGGUGCAUAUUAUUCGAAUAUCCUGCAUUUUAUUCUUCCUGAACUAUGAACAUAGGAGUGCACCAUUGCACAUACUUAAUUACAGCUUAUAUUCAAAGACACCCAUAAUAUAUAUAUAUAUAUGUGUGUAGACACACACAAAAGUGUUAUCCAAGAGUGACAAGGCAUUUUUCUAAAUUCAUUUUAUUCUCAGCCAUUCAACUUUGUAUUCAAAAAAUGUUUUUUAAGAUGACUUUCAUCCUAAAACUGUGUUUAAAAACAUUUACAUUUAUUAUCAUAUACAAUUAUCUAUUCAAAUUUUAAAUGUUUUGUUAAUUGUGUGUGUGUAUAUAUAUAUAUAUAUAUAUGCUUACAUAUAAAUUAUAUAUACACACACACAUACACAUUGGCCUGCUUGCCUAGCCAGCAAGUGGGUGGUAUUGUUCAAAAGUUAAAAUGAUGCAAAGCACAUUGAGACCAGUGAUGUAUAACUGCAUCUGAUAGCCUGCUCAAUCACAUGAUACAUGUAUAUGCAUAUGAAAUUUUUUAUAUAUACAUAUAUAAACAUACACACACAGUCACACACACACACAC